GUUAAAAUCAACAUAACCAAAGUAACAAUGUGCAAAUCUAAAUAAAAUAUAAGAUCAAUCAAUGAUCACAAAAAUUCAAAUUUGUUGAGAAACAGAACGCAUUACUUUACGUACGUUUGUAUUCAAGUGUAAAAGUAAAAAUGGGAAGGAAAAAAUAUAAUUGGAAGGCGAGAAAUAUCCCAGAAGUUGAAAUUGACAAUUCUACGACUAAAAAGAUUCCUAUAGACAUAAAAUAUCGUGAAGAUAAUUACGAUAACUGUAACGCGUUAGUUCUCCCAAAUGAGAAAAGAAGAACAAAGAGCAAAGUUAAGAAAGUCACUACUACACGGUUGUUAUCUAAGAAACGUAGAAAACAAUUAGAGAAAGUUAUAGAAAAGAAGAAGAAAAAGAUACGUAGGACUGAACUUUUAGAGGAAUUGGGGAAAGUUCAAGCACCGCAGGAAGAACUGAAGCAAUAUAUAUCUUUGACCAGUGUACAAACUAAAGGACUGAAACGUCACUUUAGAGAAAUGCAAUUACCUGUUAAGGAACAUAUGAUCAAAUCAAAUAAUGAAAAUGAAGACACGUCAGAAGCACCCGUAAAUGCUAUUAAAGGUAGCAAGAAGAGAAGGAUGGCAAUUUUAACACAACAAAAAGCACAGGAUGCUGUUUCAGAUCCAAACAUCAUUGGAUUUGAUGAACCUAGCAAUAGUGAAUCUGAAUCUAAUUCUGAGGACAAUGAAGACAGAGAGGAGAAAGAUACAGCAGAAACUUCAGAAGAAAAUGAAAAUAUUCCAAACAAAGAAGAUAAUAUUGUAGAGAAUAAUAUAAUAAAAAGUACUGUGGAAGAACAGGAAAAGCCAAUCGAAAACCAAACCACUAUAAGUAAAGAAUUGUUAAAACCACAGCAGCCAAUAGAAAGAACGCCUGCCACGUUUGUAAUACUGGAAAGGAAACCAGAAAUCCAAGCAGCUAGAUUAAAGUUGCCAGUGGUAGCAGAAGAACAAGCUAUAAUAGAAACAAUUAAUGAAAAUCCUGUAGUAAUAAUCACUGGUGAAACGGGAAGUGGUAAAACAACUCAGGUACCCCAAUUUCUCUAUGAAGCUGGCUAUGCUCAAGAAAAGGUAAUUGGAAUAACAGAACCUAGAAGAGUAGCAGCUAUAUCUAUGAGCAAACGUGUCGCCGAAGAGAUGAAUCUCACUGAAGAAGAAGUUUCUUAUUUGAUUCGUUUUGAAGGGAAUGUUACAUCAGGGACAAAAGUCAAAUUUAUGACUGAUGGCGUAUUAUUAAAAGAAAUACAGAGCGAUUUUUUACUAACGAAAUAUUCGAUAAUCAUCCUCGACGAAGCGCACGAACGUAGUGUGUAUACUGAUAUUCUGAUAGGCUUGCUAUCACGAAUUGUACCACUUCGAAAUAAAAGGAAGAAUCCUCUGAAGCUCGUGAUCAUGUCAGCCACUUUACGCGUGGAGGAAUUUGUAGAAAAUAGUAAAUUGUUCAAAACGAAACCGCCAGUAUUAACAGUGGAAUCGAGACAGUUUCCUGUUACAAUACAUUUUAAUAAAAGGACAAGCAUCAAUUACGUUUCUGAUGCUCUAAAGAAAGCCAUAAAAAUACAUACUCGCCUUCCCGAUGGUGGAAUCUUAAUAUUUUUAACAGGGCAACGGGAAGUAAAUUAUGUAGUACGUAAAUUACGCAGAGCUUUUUCCAUGAAGAAUAAAAAGGAAAUUGCAAACAAGAUGAAAGAACCACAGAAGACUAAUGAUUCUUCAAGGAAAGAGGAUGAUAUAAAAAACAACAGUGAUAAUGAGGACAAGAGUGAUAAUAGUGAUGGCGAUGAUGAUGAUGAUGAUUUUCGUUGCAAGGAAGCUAUUCGUUACAACAAAUUACGACAAAAGAAGAAAGUUCAAUUACCAAAUAUUAACCUGGAUGACUACUCUGUGAUUCCUACCGAUGACACUCACGAAGAUUUAAUUGGCGCAGAAGAUGACGAAGAAAUACAAUUAGACGAGGAUGAAGAUGAAGAUGACGACGUAAUUGACUUAAAAGCUUGUGUAGAUGCACAACCAUUGUGGGUUUUACCAUUAUAUUCUCUGCUUCAGAGCCACAAACAAGCAAGGGUAUUCGAGCCGCCCCCAGAAGGACACCGUUUAUGUGUAGUAUCAACAAACGUAGCAGAAACUUCUUUAACUAUACCUAACAUAAAGUAUGUAGUAGACUGUGGACGUUGUAAAACGAGAAUGUACGAUAAAGUAACUGGAGUAAGCACAUACAGAAUCUGCUAUACUAGCAAGGCAUCUGCUAAUCAACGAGCAGGGAGAGCUGGUAGAACUGGUCCUGGACAUUGUUACAGGUUGUACUCUUCAGCAGUGUUCAAUGAUCAGUUUGAACAGUUUAGUCAAUCAGAGAUUCAAAAGAAACCUGUGGAUGAUCUACUGUUACAGAUGAAAGUCAUGAAUAUUGAUAAGGUUGUUAAUUUCCCAUUCCCAACUCCACCGGAUACUAUACAAUUACAAAUUGCUGAAAAAAGAUUGAUGAUACUUGGAGCUUUACAACAACAAACUUCAGGCAAAGAAGGUUCCUAUAGUGCAAAAGUAACGCCACUCGGUCGCAGUAUCGCUGCAUUUCCAGUUGCUCCCCGUUAUGGAAAGAUGUUGGCUCUCUCUCAUCAAUAUGACCUUCUGCAGUAUACAGUGUGUAUGGUGGCUGCACUUUCUGUCCAAGAAGUAUUGAUGGAAGCAUUCGAUAUGGACGGCGAUUCUCGAAAUAAAUGGUUGCAAAUGAGGCGCUUCUGGGCUGGCACCGGAAAUAGCUUACUUCUUGGCGAUCCGAUGGUCUUAAUUAGGGCUGUGGGAAGUGCAGAAUAUGCUGGAACUAAAGGGAGAUUACUUCCUUUUUGCGAAGAGCAUGGUUUGCGACACAAAGCAAUUGUGGAAAUUCGAAAGCUCCGGCAGCAGCUAACGAACGAAAUUAAUUUGAAUAUUGUGGAUUUGAAUCUCACUAUUAACCCACAGAUGAAACCUCCAGUCGAUAUAGAAGCCAAAUUACUCAGGCAAAUAGUCCUUGCAGGAAUGGCUGAUCAAGUUGCAAGAAAAGUGAUGCCAGAUGAAGUUAAUGAAGAUCAAGAUAAAGCUAAAUGGAAAUACGCUUACAAAACCACAGAUAUGGAGGAUCCAGUAUUCAUACAUUCCUCAUGUGUUCUUCGAAAAACCUGCCCUGAAUGGGUAGUUUAUCAGGAAAUAUACGAGACGAAUAAAAUGUACAUGCGUGGUGUUACAGCUAUAGAAGCCGAAUGGUUACCUAAAUUUGCUCCAUCUCUAUGUCAGCUUGGAGAACCUUUGACUGAUCCACCACCAAGGUAUGAUCCAGAAACUGGGAAGGUAAUGUGCAGUAUGGCAGGAACAUUUGGAAGAGCAGGUUGGAAGUUACCAGUAAUGGAUGUGGAGUACCCACUAUCCGUAGAUGGAGUUAAAUGGUUUGCAUGUUUCCUUUUAGAAGGAAAAGUGUGUCCAAAAUUGAAACAAUUCGUUCCUUCAUUGUUAUCGACUCCCCAAAGUAUUAACAAGACAUGGGCUAAAUUAAUACCACGAACACAGGAAAUGACGCAAUUAUUGCUGUCUCGUGGAAUUAUGUCAAGAGGACAAUUACUAGAAACUUGGAAAGUAGAUAAAAAUUUCCUUCUGUCUGCUUAUCAGAAAUGGUUACCAGAAUCAGCUCAUGGACACGUUAUGCUCAUUUGGCCACCUGUAUGACAAAUUUAGUAUCUGACCCUGUAUUCACGAAUUGUAUGUAUAUUUUACAUACCCGAAUUUUGUAAUAUACAAUUAUUUAAUACAGUAAUAUAUUUCAACAACA
This is a messenger RNA of Bombus pyrosoma, 3831 nucleotides long. It is a transcript of the gene kz, whose product is annotated as probable ATP-dependent RNA helicase kurz. Gene Ontology annotation, cellular component: intracellular anatomical structure; nucleolus. Bases 141 to 3728 code for a protein of 1195 amino acids. The transcript has 16 exons. Gene Ontology annotation, biological process: maturation of SSU-rRNA from tricistronic rRNA transcript (SSU-rRNA, 5.8S rRNA, LSU-rRNA). Gene Ontology annotation, molecular function: RNA binding; ATP binding. NCBI's taxonomy places the organism in Eukaryota, Metazoa, Arthropoda, Insecta, Hymenoptera, Apidae. The record is from RefSeq and is a predicted model, not a curated record.